This is a messenger RNA of Saprolegnia parasitica CBS 223.65, 222 nucleotides long. RefSeq lists its product as hypothetical. The coding region runs from base 1 to 222 and encodes 73 amino acids. Lineage: Eukaryota; Oomycota; Saprolegniomycetes; Saprolegniales; Saprolegniaceae. The record is from RefSeq and is a predicted model, not a curated record. The transcript has 2 exons.
AUGCCCAACGCACACUUCCCGCUCUCCGUGCGUGGAUCGACGACGACGACGACGGAGCUCAUCGCAACCAUGGAGGCGCUGCAGACGCGUCUUGUCGCGUUGCAGAAGGGGCAGCCGUCCGCCACGGGGCCAAGCCCCGCGGUACUCUACGUGCGCAUCCGCGAGCUGGCGCGCCACAUUGAAGCCCUCGAGUCGGAGCGUCGCCGGCUUAACUACCAAUAA